AAGAAAAAAUGUUUACUUCAGGCAAAGUAAGCUUCUUAAAUAAAAAUAGUAAAUACUGUUGGUAAAAAAGCUUGAUAAAAACAGACAAAUUACGCAUGGCUAUUCUAUCAGUCCCAAAAAAAAUCUACGAAAAAAAAAGUAGUUUAAAUAUGAAAUUUUAUAUCCACAAUCGGUAAGAAAAAUUGUUGACACAUAAGCGCAAAUUUUUAGUCCGCUGCCAGUAAGCUUGGCUAUUUCUAUAUUAGAUUUACACAAUCUAAACUUGUCAAGGUUCACUUAUCAAUCCUUGGAUCUUAGGUUGUUUGGUUUAAUCCAAAGUCAGUAUCUUUUCCAAUAUUUCGUGACACCUGACGUGAAUUUUUCUGUAUCGGCAAGUGACAAAGUGCAAUUAGGGCAUUUUAAAUGCUUUUUUUUGCCUACGCUUAAACAGAAGUUGCACCUCCGCAAACUCUUGGGUGAGGAGUAUUGGCUAGUUGAUGGUUUUGGUCAUCCCUAAAAACUGACUUUUGCCAAUUUUUUUCUUACCAAUUGUAGUUAGCCCUAAUGAGUGUACACAUGCACCAUGGCAAUGUUUAAACAUUGUAGUUACAUCUUGGGAGAUAGAUGAGACCAGAUAUAAUCAAAUUUUUAUGAAUAAAUUUCAAAUCCAAUUGGUUACUAUUUUUUGAUAAGCGUUGCAUUUCUAGGUUAUUAAAAGGGGGUGUUUAUGUAACAUUUUUUUCUACUAUUAAGAGCGCGGUGCAAGUAAAACUGUAGACUAGAUCUUAGAAAGUGCAAUAACUUACCGUCAAAUUUCUCAAUUUAAAAAAUACACAAAUUUAGAGGUAGUUAAUGUGUAAAAUUCGUCUGCAUAUCAAUGUAAGGUGAAGGACAUAAAAAAUUGAAAUAUGACCGUGCGCAUUUGUUAGAAAUAAAAUCUCUAUUUUCUAUACUGAUAAUGGUAUGGAAAAAAUGUAUGUGCAUUGCAUGUAAGAUUUUAUCUGGGUGACGAAAAAAGAUUGUCGAAAGGUGUGUGUAAAUUUUACUUUUUAUGUUUUAGUGUGUAUAUAUGUAUACUUGUACUUGUGUGUAUAAAGCGACAUGACAAAUUUAGUUGAAUUAGUUGGAUAUUUUGAUGAACUUCGCCAAGAUGGGGUGGAUUAUACCGAAGAGUCAAUUCUAGAAGUUCUUAGAAACCUACAAAUUAAGGAAUUCGAAACAGUGAGUGACAUUCCAACGAGACUUGUCAAUCAAAUCUUCGCAGAAUUGACAGAAUCUAAAUGUGGAAGACUGGACCCUAACCAAGAACAAGAAGUGUUGGAUUUUUUUGAGUCUCUUUUGGUUAAAGGAAAAAUAAAGGAAGAAAUGAUAGCUAAAGCGUUAAGAUAUUUGUUAAGAUUGGACAUUAACAAGAAGACAGCUUUACUUAUUGUAGACGUACAAAACGAUUUCAUCUCUGGCAGUUUGGCGUUAAGAAACGCCCCUGCUGGACAAGAGGGCGAAGAAGUUGUACCAGUCAUUAACGCCAUCUUGGAGAACAACGAAUUCGAUUUAGUCGCCUACUCCUUCGACUGGCAUCCUGAGAACCACUGUUCAUUCGCUGACUGUGCAUGCCAGUAUAAAAUGCACGAGUGCUCGGAACAUAAAAAAGAACAUUAUAACGUCUAUGACAAAGUGCAUUACGAUUGCGAAGGGAAUCCAAUGGAACAAGUUUUGUGGCCUAUACAUUGCGUACAGGAAACCGAGGGAGCGGAACUGCAUCCAGAUUUAAAAGUUGCUGAAAAUCAUGUUCAAGUUUACAAGGGUAAAGAUUGCAUCGUGGACAGCUAUUCAGCAUUUUGGGAUAACGGCAGACUUUCUCAAACUGUCUUGCUAGAACACAUACUUGAUAAGAACAUUACUACUGUGUUGAUUUGUGGUCUGGCUUAUGACUUUUGUGUCGGAAUGACGGCGUUAGACUCAGCAGGUCACGGCUUGGAUACUUACGUAAUGGAGGACGCCGUGCGGAGUGUGGCGGAGGAAUCUACUGUUGCAAUGAAAGAAAAUUUAGAGAAGAUUGGAGUAAAAAUUAUCCAGUCUAGUGAAAUACCAGAUAUUAUUUCUUGAGUGUGGUUUUAUUAGAAUUAGAAAGCUCUAAAUUUUUCAACGAUCAAACCAACCCAGCUAAGACGUCGAAAAGCAGUAUUUUUUGAUUACGCAUGGUUGGACAUCUUAAAAACAUGUUAAUUAUGUAAUUAAUACUUUUAUAUUAUAUAGUGAUGUAUUAAAUUAUUCAAGCAUAAAUGUGCAUUUCAUUCCUUGGUAACCAAAUAAUUGGUCUACAGCCUGAGCUGUUCUUAAUUUCUCAAUAUACUUAACUUGCAAUUAUUUUUUUAAUAUUAUUUUUACAGUAAAUUACAAAUUUAGUAGAAUUUCAGAAUGCCAUUUUUCAGUCAUUCCCAACCUCGUUCUUGUGUGGUUUUUAGUAAACGAAUUUGUCUAUGAAUUCGAUGGCGAAAUGUAUCUGAGCAUCGCAGUUUCGGUUAUUUUGACACACUUUUUUAUUAUAAGAAUACGAUUUGGGAUUUCAGGUUAAACACAGAGGAAUAAGAAUACUGACCAGCAUAGUCAGAAAUUUUGUGUUAAUAUAGGCGUGUAUGCUUUUCGCAUAAGUAAUUAAAACGCAGUACUCUAGUUUUUGUCUCGUGGAGACAAUCAUUGUUUGAAUUUUAAAUCCCCGGUUUCAUUUUUUUAACCUUUAUUUUGCAGAUAUUAUUGCUUUUUUCGCGUUCCCGAGAUUUUAUCCAUUUUCAAUAUUUUCAGCCGCCUAAUAAAGAUAUUUGACAUUAAGUAACGAAGCCUGGGGAUGAGAAUUGAUUUACAUUCGCCUCGUGAAUGUUCUGACUGCAGCUUGAAAUUGUAAAUCUUGUAAUUAGUAACAUUUUUGGAUUUAGAAAUUAUUAGCACUUUCA
Messenger RNA from Hydractinia symbiolongicarpus, 2930 nucleotides. RefSeq names its product nicotinamidase-like. The transcript is spliced from 6 exons. Bases 1081 to 2085 code for a protein of 334 amino acids. Lineage: Eukaryota; Metazoa; Cnidaria; Hydrozoa; Anthoathecata; Hydractiniidae. The record is from RefSeq and is a predicted model, not a curated record.